GGCGCAGGGCGGGGGCGCCGGAGUGAUCGCGCGGGCGCCGGUGACGCCCGUCGGGAUCGGCUCUAGCGAGCCCCCUCGGUCUCGGCCAGGACGCGGGCGAGCCCGGCGCGCCGCGGGGGCGCGAGGUGGAACCGGCAGGGCGGCCAAUGCGAAACUGGCUGGUCCUGCUGUGCCCGUGUGUGCUUGGGGCCGCGCUGCACCUCUGGCUGCGGCUGCGCUCCCCGCCGCCCGCCCGCUCCUCUGGGGCCGGCCCGGCAGAUCAAUCUACCUUACUUCCUCAGUGGAAAUCUCACCACUAUGAUGUGGUGGUUGGUGUGUUGUCAGCUCGAAAUAAUCAUAAACUUCGAAAUGUGAUAAGAAACACCUGGCUGAAGCAUUUGACAGAACAUCCAGCAUUAAGUCAUCGUGUGCUUGUGAAGUUCAUAAUAGGUGCUCAUGGCUGUGAAGUGCCCGUGGAAGACAGGGAGGACCCUUACUCCUGCAGGCUGCUCAACAUCACGAGUCCAGUUUUGAAUCAGGAAAUUGAGGCAUUCAGUCUUUCUGAAGAUGCUACAUCAGAGCUGUCUGAGGACCGAGUUGUUAGUGUGAGCUUCCAAGUUCUCUAUCCAAUUGUUAUUACCAGUCUCGGGGUAUUCUACGACACCAGUGACGUGGGUUUCCAGAGAAACAUCACAGUGAAGCUUUAUCAGGCAGAACAGGAGGAGCCCCUCUUCAUUGCUCGCUUUAGUCCUCCAAGCUGUGGCGUUCAGGUGAACAAGCUGUGGUACAAGCCUGUGGAACAAUUCAUCUUACCAGAGAGCUUUGAAGGUACAAUAGUGUGGGAGAGCCAAGACCUACAUGGUCUCGUGUCAAGAAAUCUUCACAAAGUAACGGUCAAUGAUGGAGGGGGAGUUCUCAGAGUCAUCACGGCUGGGGAGAGUGCACUGCCUCAUGAAUUUGUGGAAGGUGUGGAGGGAGUUGCAGGUGGUUUUAUUUACACUAUUCAGGAAGGCGAUGCUCUCUUACAUAACCUUCACUCUCGGCCUCAGCGACUUGUUGAUCAUAUGAGGAAUCUCCAUGAGGAAGAUGUCUUAUUGAAGGAGGAAAGCAGGGUCUACGGUGACAUUGUCUUUGUGGAUGUUGUCGAUACUUACCGAAAUGUUCCUGCGAAAUUAUUGAACUUCUAUAGAUGGACUGUGGAAACAACCAGCUUCAGUUUGUUGCUAAAGACAGAUGAUGACUGUUACAUAGACUUAGAAGCUAUAUUUAAUAGAAUUGUUCAGAAGAAUCUGGAUGGGUCUAACUUUUGGUGGGGAAAUUUCAGACUGAAUUGGGCGGUGGACCGAACUGGCAAGUGGCAAGAGUUAGAGUACCCCAGCCCAGCCUACCCUGCCUUUGCAUGCGGCUCAGGCUAUGUGAUUUCCAGGGACAUCGUCAGCUGGCUGGCAAGCAACUCUGGGAGAUUAAAGACCUAUCAGGGUGAAGAUGUAAGCAUGGGCAUUUGGAUGGCAGCCAUAGGACCCAAGAGACACCAGGACAGCCUGUGGCUGUGUGAGAAGACCUGCGAGACAGGAAUGCUGUCCUCCCCACAAUAUUCACCACAGGAGCUGGCAGAUCUGUGGGAGCUGAAAGAGCUGUGCGGUGACCCCUGUCAGUGUGAAGCAAGAUCAUGAUCACUCAGACCAAGUGUGUACAGACGGGUGGGCGGAUGAUAACUCCGUGUAAGUCUGAGGAAAGCCCACAGGUUGGCAGUAGAAUACAUCGUCUUUUGGGACAGUUCUCAUCUGGCACUUUCUCCUUUGGCCAGCGUGGAUUUCUUAAUGUUUGCACAGAUUUUCUCCUUAAAAAUCAACUGACACUGUAGCAUAAGUUUUUAUUUAUAUAAUGGAAGAUGAUUUUUUUAAAUACCAAAUUGUUUUAUAAAAGGAGAAAUAUUUCUAAAUCCUGGUCCAUUUUUGCUAAUUCAUCAUAAUCAUUUUUGGUUUUUUUUGUACCGGGGAUCAAACUCGGGUCCUUGCGCUUGCGCAGCAGGCAGCGAAACCACUGCGCUAAAUCCCCGGCCCCGUCAUAAUCAUUUUUUGGUUAAAAUGGACUGGUUAAGAAAUUUUUAGUAGUAGCUGGCUCAAAGCUCAAGUUUGAAUCUGCAUUACAAAGUAGCUCUGCAUAGCUUAAUUAGCACAUCUACAGGCCAAAAAGAACUCAGAAAAACACUGUGUGACCACUUGUAUGAGCAGUGGUCACUUAUACCAAAGUUUGGGGUUCUUGGAAAUAACAUUAGGUUUUGUGGGUCUCUGAAUGAAGUGGGAAACUUGACCUUGAAAAGGACACAAUAUAAUCCAGUUCUGGACUUUGGUUUUAAAGAUACUCAUUUAUAUAUUAGGCUAAUAUCCAAGUUUUCUUAUGCCAUUUAACAUAAAACCUGAAGGUCACAGUUAAAACACUGAAUCUUUGUGGAUGUGAAUAAAAGUACUUCUCAGGGUUUUAGUGCCAGAGGGAAGGAUAUUUCUAAGUCAUUGACACUUUGAAAGGAUUAACUUUGCUUCCUUUCUAUCACUGCCUAAUGUUUACCUAAUAUAAGUAAAUAUGAAUCAGAGCUGAUCAUCUUUUAUGAAAGAUGUGCUCAGUUUAGGUAUAAUUGUAGGGAAAAGCAUGUAAUUAAUUCUUUAAGUACUCUU
Heterocephalus glaber (naked mole-rat) is the source of this 2654-nucleotide messenger RNA. It is a transcript of the gene B3galnt2, whose product is annotated as beta-1,3-N-acetylgalactosaminyltransferase 2. NCBI's taxonomy places the organism in Eukaryota, Metazoa, Chordata, Mammalia, Rodentia, Bathyergidae. Gene Ontology annotation, cellular component: Golgi membrane. Gene Ontology annotation, molecular function: UDP-glycosyltransferase activity; hexosyltransferase activity. Gene Ontology annotation, biological process: protein O-linked glycosylation. The record is from RefSeq and is a predicted model, not a curated record.